Molecule: messenger RNA, 1780 nt
Organism: Punica granatum (pomegranate)
Lineage: Eukaryota; Viridiplantae; Streptophyta; Magnoliopsida; Myrtales; Lythraceae
Source: RefSeq, a predicted model, not a curated record
AGAGAGAAAGAGAGAGUGAUUGUCAUAAAGCAAAGUGAGAGAGAGAGAGGAGAGAGAGAGUAGAGAGAGAGAGAGAGAGAGGUUGAAGGUGCAGUCCACAUGGCCUCGAUGCCCUUGGGGCCUCACCACCACCAUCACCACCAGGCGGCUCCGCCACCGCACCUCGGAGCUCAGCCCGACGCCUCUCGCCGUCCUGAUCCGAUGCAGACCGAUAAGGAAAUGUCUCAAACUGUUAUUGAGAGCAAUAAUGCUGUCACUGGUCAGAUUAUCUCGACUACUAUUGGAGGAAAAAACGGAGAACCCAAACAGACCAUCAGUUACAUGGCAGAGCGCGUUGUCGGGAAUGGAUCAUUUGGAAUUGUGUUUCUGGCAAAAUGCUUGGAAACUGGAGAGACAUUUGCUAUAAAAAAGGUCCUUCAGGAUAGACGGUACAAAAACCGUGAGCUGCAAUUAUUGCGCCUGAUGGAUCACCCUAAUGUGGUUAGCCUGAAGCACUGCUUCUUCUCUACAACAAGUAAUGAUGAGCUGUUUCUGAACUUAGUGAUGGAAUAUGUCCCGGAAACUAUGUAUGGCGUUCUGAAGCAUUACAAUAGUAUGAACCAGAGGAUGCCUCUGAUAUAUGUCAAGCUUUACACAUACCAAAUCUUUCGAGGACUCGCUUACAUCCAUACUGUUCCUGGAGUUUGUCAUAGGGAUUUGAAGCCACAAAACCUUUUGGUCGACCCCCUCACCCACCAGGUCAAGAUUUGUGACUUUGGAAGUGCAAAGGUUUUGGUCAAGGGGGAGGCAAACAUCUCCUACAUAUGUUCCCGUUACUACAGGGCACCAGAGCUCAUAUUUGGUGCCACAGAGUAUACAACGUCGAUCGAUAUCUGGUCCGCUGGUUGUGUUCUUGCCGAACUUCUUUUGGGUCAGCCACUGUUUCCUGGAGAAAAUGCAGUGGACCAGCUCGUGGAGAUCAUCAAGGUUCUUGGUACCCCAACUCGAGAAGAAAUUCGAUGCAUGAAUCCGAAUUAUACCGAUUUCAGAUUUCCUCAGAUAAAAGCUCAUCCUUGGCACAAAAUAUUCCACAAAAGGAUGCCUCCUGAAGCGAUUGACCUUGCAUCAAGGCUUCUUCAGUAUUCUCCAAGUCUUCGCUGCACUGCUCUUGAAGCAUGCGCACAUCCUUUCUUUGAUGAGCUUCGUGAACCCAAUGUGCGCCUUCCAAAUGGUCGCCCAUUGCCCCCCUUAUUCAACUUUAAGCAAGAUUUAACUGGGGCUCACCCAGAAUUGAUCAACAGACUGAUACCCGAGCAUUUGCGGCGGAUGAAUGGCUUCCCGCAUCCAGUUGGUACUUGAAAAGGUUGGACUGCUGAAGUGUGCUGAAUCAUCUGCUAAGCUGAAUGGAAGGAAGUGAGGACCCGAUCUGUGAUCCAUUGUGACGAAAGUCGUUAGCCCAAUCAGCGAGUGUUCUUUCCCGCCCCGCAAGAUGUACACAUGUUCUCUGGCUUUCUGUCUCCGAUCCUUAAAUCUAUAAUGUUUGCCUUUUUAAGUUUAUGCAAUUUUAGCUUUAUUAAAAAAGACAAGUCUUUAUUGUACAUUUGCAAUGACUUAUGGAAAAAAAAAAAAGGUUCUAGAAAGAGAGGGCUAGGGGAGCAUUAUGAUGCGAUUCAACUUAUGUCUAGCUUUGUAGGGCUCUAUACAGACCCAGCAAAGAGCUCUUGUAGCUCAUUUAAAUUAGUUUGUGGCUUGCACUUUUCAUUCUCCUAUGAAUAUGAAUUCACCAUCUGUCUUUUCUCUA